ACAGACCGUAGUGACGUGAGGCGCAGUUGUGUGAGGCUGAGCUGCACCGCGCAGCACGUCCAUGUUCGGCUCAGCCGGGACCAGCUCAUAAAGGGUCAACAGCGGCCGGGACCCGGACAGUGUGACGUCACAGGUGAGACGGGGGCGUUGACGUCACAGAGUGGGGUCACAGAUUAUCAUCCUGGCUCCUCUCACUUUUCAUCUUUCUGUGACUUUAAGAGUGAGUGAAGUCCACUUUCACUUGCUCUGUGUUCCCGGGGAAGGCUGCUAGUCUUCCCCACUGUUCAUACCUUGGAAAGAACCCAAAUAUGGCUGACCCAAUAAUGGACCUUUUUGAUGAUCCAAAUCUAUUUGGCUUGGAUUCUCUAACUGGUGAUUCAUUUACCCGAGAUGGACCAGACACCAUGGAUGAAGCACUUGGCUUGGGUAGUGUUCUGGAACCUCUGGAACAGCUCACAACAGACAGAGGUGGCGAACGACCAAUAGCAGAUGGAAUUGAGCAGAGAACAGAGCUACAAGUCCUGCAGGACAAUCCUGCUGCUGUUGUCACAUCUGAGCGUUCAAUGGUUUCCCAGUCCUCUACAAACCAAGAACUACUUAACCAAGGUAACCCCUUUAUGGGGACUUCCACAACAGGAGGAGUGGCUCCUAAAUUCAUGAUUCUAAAAGCUCCACCAGGGAUGACUAUGAGUGGCUGCCCCGUGACACAGAUCCAAACUAUAGCUCCUGGCCAGUCAGCCAAUGGGGGCAAAGUUACCUUUGCUAAGGUGCUGACAGGAACCCCACUUCGACCUGGGGUUUCCAUCGUAUCUGGUAAUACAGUUCUGGCCAAAGUUCCAAAUCAAGGAAUUGGAGGGCAACCAGGGGCUGUCAGACCUGUUAGACAGUUACUACUUCAGCCUGUGCGCACUUCAGCACCUACAACUGGCACUAACACCAACACGAACAUCAAGCCUGCAGUUACUUUGACUUCUGCACCUCAACAGGGGGAUUCUAAGCGCAUUACACUUGUGCUUCAGCAACCUGCACAGUCUGCCUCUGGGGCUCAACAGGGUCAACGUCAUGUGGUACUGGGUGGGUUCCCAGGAAAGAUUGUUCUUCAAGGAAAUCAGCUGGCAGCACUUACCCAGGCCAAGACUCCCCAGGGACAACCAGCCAAAGUGGUUACUAUUCAGCUGCAGGUUCAGCAGCAUGCAGGGGCAGCAGGCCAAAUACCCCAGAAGUUUCAGAUUGUACAGCAAGCAGCAGGUGGUCUAACUCUUGCACCCGUAGGGCAGCAAACACAUGUGCUAGGUCAGCAAGGAGCUCAGAGGCUUUCUGUACCACUCAAAGUUGUCUUACAGCCACAGGCGGGUUCUUCACAGGGUACCACGCAAAGUCUGUCAGUGGUAAAAGUUUUGAAUGCAAGUGAAGUGGCGAGUCUGACAGCUGGCCAAUCCUUGGUGAAGGUUGGAGGUGAAUCUCGGAAGAUGGAUAAUCAGAAGAAACAGGAAAAGGCAAACCGCAUUGUGGCUGAAGCCAUUGCCAGGGCUCGAGCCCGCGGGGAGCAGAACAUACCCCGUGUCCUGAAUGAAGAUGAACUACCAAGUGUCAAUGCUGAUGAUGAUGAUGGAAGUAGAAAAAAGAGGAAAAAAAAGAAGGGUGAAUCGGGUGAUGGGUCUAUUAACGACAAGUCCAAAAAAUCCAAAGGGAGUGGAAGCUCAAAGUCAAAGAGCAAAUCAAAGCCUAGUACAAUCACACCCAUAGUGGGGAAGAAGAGGAAGCGAAACCCAUCAUCUGAUAACUCUGAUGCCGAAGUGUUGCCAUCUCAAGCUUCUCCGGCAGAGGAUGAGGAUAGUGUUCAGAAGAGGCGAUCAAAUCGUCAAGUGAAACGUAAGAAAUAUACUGAGGAUUUGGAUAUUAAGAUUACUGAUGAUGAAGAUGAUGAGGAAGUGGAUGUUACUGGACCUGUUAAGAGUGAACCGGUUUUUCUGCCUGAGCCCAUCCCAAUGCCUGACAAUGAGUCUGUUCCCUCCAUGCAGUUCUUUGUGGAAAAUCCGAGCGAAGAGGAUGCUGCUAUUGUAGACAAAAUCUUGUGUAUGCGAGUGGUAAAAAGAGAGCUUCCUUCAGGAAUUUAUAUUGAUGCAGAAGAAUUCUUUGUCAAGUAUAAGAAUUACUCCUAUCUGCACUGUGAAUGGGCCACAAUUGAACAGCUUGAGAGGGACAAACGCAUCCACCAAAAGCUCAAGAGGUUUAAAACCAAGAUGGCUCAGAUGCGGCACUUCCUGCCAGAGGAUGAAGAGCCCUUUAAUCCAGACUAUGUAGAGGUGGAUCGAAUUCUGGAUGAAUCACAUAGCAUUGAUAAGGACAAUGGAGAGCCAGUGGUGUAUUAUCUGGUAAAGUGGUGUUCACUAUCCUAUGAAGACAGCACUUGGGAACUGAAGGAAGAUGUGGAAGACCGGAAGGUUGAUGAAUUCAAAAUAAUAGAGUCCCGGCAGCCUAACCUCAAGCAUGUGGCACGGCCAGCGGCUACAUCAUGGAAGAAGUUAGAUCUGUCACGGGAAUACAUGAAUGGCAAUCAAUUAAGGGAAUACCAAUUAGAGGGGGUGAAUUGGCUGCUCUUCAAUUGGUACAACAGACAAAACUGUAUUCUGGCAGAUGAGAUGGGCCUGGGCAAGACAAUCCAGUCCAUCUCAUUUCUGCAGGAAGUGUACAAUGUGGGAGUUCAGGGUCCUUUCCUAGUGAUUGCCCCACUCUCCACUAUUACCAACUGGGAGAGGGAAUUUGCAAGCUGGACACAAAUGAACACCAUUGUAUACCACGGCAGCCUGGCUAGCCGACAAAUGAUUCAGCAGUAUGAGAUGUACUGCAAGGACUCGAAGGGUCACCUGAUUCCUGGGGCGUACAAGUUUGAUGCUUUGAUCACAACAUUUGAAAUGGUGCUUUCUGACUGCCCUGAGCUACGUGAAAUUGAAUGGCGCUGUGUCAUUAUUGAUGAGGCUCAUCGUCUGAAGAAUAGGAACUGCAAGCUUCUGGACAGCUUAAAACAUAUGGACCUGGAGCACAAGGUCCUUUUGACUGGGACACCAUUACAGAAUACUGUGGAGGAGCUGUUCAGUCUCUUACAUUUCUUGGAGCCUACUCAGUUUGCCUCUGAAGCAGAGUUUUUGAAGGAUUUUGGAGACCUUAAAACUGAGGAACAGGUUCAAAAGUUACAAGCCAUCUUGAAGCCCAUGAUGCUUAGGCGAUUAAAGGAAGAUGUCGAGAAGAAUCUUGCUCCCAAGCAGGAGACUAUCAUUGAAGUGGAGUUGACGAAUAUUCAGAAGAAAUAUUAUAGGGCCAUUCUGGAAAAGAAUUUUUCCUUCCUUACUAAAGGAGCCAGUCAAUCAAACACCCCCAACUUGCUUAACACCAUGAUGGAGCUUCGCAAGUGUUGCAACCACCCCUACCUCAUCACUGGAGCGGAAGAGAAGAUCAUGUUUGACUUUCGAGAAGCAACCCCAGUGAUCCCUCAUGACUUCCAUUUACAAGCUAUGGUGCGCUCCUCUGGAAAAUUGGUGCUAAUAGACAAACUUCUGCCUAAGCUGAGAGCUGGAGGUCACAAGGUCCUCAUCUUUUCCCAAAUGGUGCGGUGUUUGGAUAUAUUAGAGGAUUACCUUAUUCAGCGAAGGUAUCUCUAUGAACGAAUUGAUGGUAGAGUUCGCGGGAAUAUGCGUCAAGCUGCAAUUGAUCGAUUCAGCCGUCCAGACUCUGAUCGGUUUGUGUUCCUGCUGUGUACACGUGCUGGUGGACUUGGUAUCAACCUGACAGCUGCAGACACAUGCAUCAUCUUUGACUCUGACUGGAAUCCUCAGAAUGAUCUUCAGGCACAAGCACGUUGUCACCGCAUUGGGCAAAGCAAGGCUGUUAAAAUUUACCGUCUAAUUACCCGAAAUUCCUAUGAGAGGGAGAUGUUUGACAAGGCCAGCUUAAAGCUAGGGCUGGAUAAAGCUGUACUCCAAUCCAUGAGUGGGCGGGACAAUCACCUGAGUGGGCCCAUCCAACAGUUUACAAAGAAAGAAAUUGAAGACCUGCUGAGAAAAGGAGCUUAUGCAGCCAUUAUGGAUGAAGACGACGAAGGUUCCAAGUUUUGUGAGGAAGACAUUGACCAAAUUCUGUUGAGACGAACCACAACAAUAACCAUAGAGUCUGAGGGAAAGGGCUCAACCUUUUCCAAGGCAAGUUUUGUAGCCUCUGAGAACAGGACUGAUAUCGCACUUGAUGAUCCUAACUUCUGGCAGAAGUGGGCCAAGAAAGCCGAUCUAGACCUUGAUCUUCUGAACAGUAAGAACACACUUGUAAUAGACACACCUCGUGUUAGGAAACAGACUCGACACUUCACUAACAAGGAUGAUGAUAUGGUAGAAUUUUCAGACUUAGAAAGUGAUGAUGAUGAUCGUCCACGAGCUCGGCGUCAAGAUCGCAAAAAUGGUUAUGGCCGUACAGACUGUUUUCGUGUUGAGAAACAUCUGCUGGUAUAUGGGUGGGGUCGCUGGCGGGACAUACUGACACACGGCCGCUUCAAACGUGGGAUGAUGGAACGGGAUGUGGAGAGAAUUUGCAGAGCCAUCUUAGUAUAUUGUCUGUUGCAUUAUCGUGGAGAUGAAAACAUAAAGAGCUUUAUCUGGGACCUGAUCACUCCUGCAGAGAAUGGCAAAACCAAGCAGCUCCAGAAUCACUCUGGUCUUUCUAUUCCUGUGCCUCGUGGACGUAAAGGCAAAAAAGUGAAAUCUCAGGUCAGCUUUGACAUACACAAAGCGGACUGGAUUCGCAAGUACAACCCGGACACCUUGUUUCAUGACGAGGGCUAUAAGAAGCAUCUAAAGCACCAGUGCAACAAGGUACUAUUGCGUGUCCGGAUGCUGUAUUACCUCAGACAGGAAGUAAUAGGGAACCAGGCUAUGAAGGUGCUGGGAGGAGUGGAUGUCGGGGAAAUUGAUGUAUGGGUCCCGCAAAUUGAUCAGGCAGACGCUCCCUCACUCUGGUGGGACCGAGAAGCCGACAAGUCUCUGCUCAUAGGCGUCUUUAAACAUGGUUAUGAAAAGUACAACACCAUGCGUGCUGAUCCAGGUCUAUGCUUUUUGGAGAAGGUUGGGGGACCGGAUGAGCAGGCAAUAGCAGCUGAGCACCAUGCACAAGACUUUGUUGAGCUGCCUGAGAGUGGAGACUUUGAUAGAGAUAUUGAAGAUCCAGAAUACAGACCACUCCAUGUACAGAAAGAUCCUGAGGAUGAGAUGGAUCCCUUAAUGAUGGAUGAAGAAAUAUCAGUUGUGGAUGGUGAAGAAGCAACACCUAUGCCCAGUGGCAUGUUGUGGCCACCUGGCUCUGCUCUCACAGCCCGCCUGCGCCGCCUCGUCACUGCCUACCAACGUAGCUACAAACGUGAACAGUUAAAAAUGGAAGCCGCGGAGCGAGGUGACAAACGCAGGAAGCGCUGUGAGGCGGCAUUCAAACUGAAGGAGAUUGCGCGUCGAGAGAAGCAGCAGAGAUGGACACGACGCGAGGCUUGUGACUUUUUCCGCGUACUAUCCAGCUUUGGGGUUGAGUAUGACCCUGACACUCAGCAUUAUGAAUGGCAGCGAUUCCGCAGUUUAGCAAGGCUGGACAAGAAAACAGAUGAGUCAUUACUCAAAUAUUUCCAUGGCUUUGUGGCUAUGUGUCGACAAGUAUGUCGUUUGCCACCAGCAGCAGGGGAUGAGCCCCCAGACCCAUCUCUUUUCAUUGAUCCUAUCUCGGAGGAACGAGCUUCACGAGCUCUGUUCCGCCUUGACCUCCUUCGUAAGGUGCGCGAGCAAGUCCUGUGUCACCCCUUGCUUCCUGCACGUUUGUCCAUGUGUCGGCCGGACUCAGAAUUACCGGAAUGGUGGGAAAGUGUCCGUCAUGAUAAAGAGCUACUUGAAGGAGCAGCACGAUAUGGGCUCAGUCGCACAGAUCUUACACUUAUGCCAGAUCCUUCAUAUUCGUUUCUGAGCUGCCGGCUCAGCUACCUCCAAUCCAGGGGCAUAUGUAAUCUCUCUCGGCCAUCCACUCCUACUACUGUCCCAUCUCUGGCUUCUACAGAACAUCAGCCCCCUCAUAUUCUUUCACUCUCGUCAUCCGUCAGCUCCUCUCCAGCUCCACGCCGAUCUUCCUGCUCCUCAUCCUCCUCUUCAUCUAAUUUAGAAGACUCAUCAGAUGAAAGCAAUGAGAGUAGAGUGGGCAAACUAAACGCAGGUCUUCCGCACUCUCGUUUGUUUGAUGAGGAAAGCCGCUUGUCUCUCACAGCAUCCCCUGCUGACCUCAACACAGAGGACAGUGCUCAAACAGCUUUGGAGAAUCCACAUAGUGCAGAUUGGCCAAAGGAUCGGGUUCUAAUUUGUCGUCUUGAGCAAGUUUGCAAUGCAGUAUUGACUGGAAAAUGGUCUUCACCACGUAGAAUAUCUGACCCACUAAGUGACAGUCCUGAUAGCAUGUCUCCAGAGGAACAGAGUCCCGCCCCCUUCACACAGAUACGUCCCCCUCCUGACCCAAAGGAAUUUACGGUCCAAAUCAAAAGUGAGGAAGGACUAAAAAUCAAGUUUCAGAAACACAAGCUUCUUGGAAAUGGAGCAGUGGAGUCUGUACAGCAUGUCCAUAAGAAGAAAAGUAAAAAGAAAUUGGUACAGAUGGAGCUAGAUAUGGAUGCCCGAAUUCCAGUUGUGAAUCAAAGGGACGGUACAGUACUCCUGGGUGAAGAAGCACCUAAACGCUGCCAACUGCAUGAGUGGCUCCACAGGCAUCCUGACUACAUUGUGGACCCCCGAUUUCUAGCUUAUAUGGAGGACCGUAGGAAGCGCAAGAAACACCGGAGUAAGAAAUCAAGAUCAUCUGCGGUGGCACUUGGAGUUGCGGGUGCUGUGCCGACUUCUCAUCAUCACAAUGGGAAAAAGUCUUCUCUACAAGAGAACACAUUUGAUAAUCAACACCUCCCCACAUCAGCGAAGAAAAGAAAGAAACGUCCUCCCUCCAAGAUAAUAAUGCCAUCUACGUUACACGGAGCUGGGGACACUUGUCACACCUUAUCCCGGGACCCUAGACCGGAGCCCAGUACAAAUCCUCUGCGGGCUGUGUAUGGGGCAGCAGGAGGAGGAAUACUGCACCAAACAGGACUUGGUGGGAUUGGAUUACCACGUUUCCACCCUCUGCAUGCAGCGUCUGCAAGUAGAAUUCAAGGACCUACAUUUGGUGAUGAAUUGCAGGGAUAUGAGCCCCCACAACAACACUUCUCUCUGCUUGAUGACCCCAUGAUGCCAGCAAAUUCUUCCUCCAGUGAUGAUGACUUAGACAGACCCUGAUAGGACCCUUCCCCUAGUGGGAGCCAAGAACAACUCACGGAGAAGCAGGGCCAAACCCCCCCUAUGUAGAGACUAAGUUACCGCCUUCUCACCAGUAGCCUGUUUUUUGGGGGAUUUUAUUUUUGUUUUUUUUUUCCCCCUCCCAAUUUUCAGGACUCCAUGACUCUUUCCAGCCCCAAGUCCAAGGAUCCUCCGCGGCAGGAUUCACGCUGGAUCAGAAAGGACAAAUGAAUGAGGUUUUGCCUUUUUUUUUUUUUUUUUUUUAAUUUAAUAUUAUUAACUCUAUAUUGCUGGAAGGGGCCUUGUACCACACUAGCACAGGACAGGUUCUAGGACAUUAAGAAGUCUUACAGUGCAAUAAGGCACUUCAGGAUCUGGGUGACAAGGUCCCUAUCCCACUUGGGGUUCUCCACUAUUCACCCAGCUCUGAUGUGCAUUACUCUCAUAGGUCACUGUUAUGGGUGUAACGUUAUUGGAAGUGUUGCAGUAAGAAUACAGCAACCUGUUAACUUGCACAGAACAUGAAAUCGUUGAAAGCAGAGUUACGCCUGUUCAAUGAGGGAGGGAAUGGGCACUUUGUGUGUACAUGUGGGACCUGACACUGAGGAGCUGAAGCUGCAUUUUGUAGGAUGCAGGGGGUGCUACCAGCCUUCACUUUCCCUCCUCAGUCAUCCAUGAGAAAUCAAUAAAUUCCUUGAUUUAAUAUAAUGUCUUUUCGACUUGAAGAA
Molecule: messenger RNA, 8059 nt
Organism: Pseudophryne corroboree (corroboree frog)
Lineage: Eukaryota; Metazoa; Chordata; Amphibia; Anura; Myobatrachidae
Gene: CHD8
Product: chromodomain helicase DNA binding protein 8
Exons: 38
Coding region: 309-7331 (2340 amino acids)
Biological process (GO): chromatin remodeling
Molecular function (GO): ATP binding; ATP-dependent chromatin remodeler activity; protein binding
Source: RefSeq, a predicted model, not a curated record